Prunus armeniaca (apricot) is the source of this 1899-nucleotide messenger RNA. NCBI's taxonomy places the organism in Eukaryota, Viridiplantae, Streptophyta, Magnoliopsida, Rosales, Rosaceae. The record is from the annotation of a GenBank genome assembly.
AUGGGUGUGGAGGACACCCACGGGAAGUGGUGUGAUAAUCCAUUGGAUAUUCAUCGUGUUGCGGUGGACUACUUUGAGAAUAUUUUUACCUCUUGUAACCCUACCAACAUCUCUGAAAUUAUGGGUUGUGUUCAUCGAAAGGUUACGACGCAGCAUAAUGAAGCCUUAUUACGGGAGGUGUCUACGGAGGAAAUUUGGGUGGCUGUACAAUCUCUACAUCCUACUAAAUCCCCUGGUCCAGAUGGUUAUACUGGGAGUUUUAUUCAUCAGUUCUGGGAUGUUAUUGGACCUGAUAUUAAUGGAAUGGUGAAAAGCUUCUUUCACUCUGGGCGGUUAUACAAAAAAAUCAAUCACACUCAUAUAGUGUUGAUCCCAAAGGUUGGUAAUCCAAGAAAGAUGACACAAUGGAGGCCUAUUGCGCUUUGCAACACUGUCUAUAAGAUCAUUUCGAAGAUUUUAACACUUCGCCUAAAGAAGGUCUUACCAUCGGUGGUGAGUUCCAAUCAGUCGGCUUUUAUUGAGGACCGUUUAAUAACAGAUAAUAUUCUUAUCGUGCAUGAGAUUCUGCAUUCUUUGAAGUCUGAGAUUCGUGCCGGAAGCGCUAGCUUGGCGAUCAAACUAGACAUGGCCAAGGCCUAUGAUCGGGUGGAAUGGGUAUUUCUUGAUGCAAUGAUGCGACAAUUGGGCUUUGACCCCACCUUCUGUCAGUGGAUUAUGGAGUGUAUAUCCACAAUUACAUAUAGUAUACUGAUUAAUGGGGAGGCGACGACCCCAAUCUUACCUUCCAGGGGACUUAGGCAAGGGGACCCCUUAUCCCCUUUUUUAUUUCUAAUUUGCGCUGAAGGGUUGUCUGCUCUGCUUCAUCGUCAGGAAGAAAGGGGAGGCCUUCAUGGCUUCCAGCUCCGUCCCCAUGGGCUUAGCAUCUCACAUUUAUUUUUUGCAGAUGAUUCUGUCAUUUUUUGUCGCACUGACGAACACGAGGUUUCUGGCUUAAAGCAUAUUUUGGAAUGCUAUGCGAAGGGUUCUGGUCAGUGUAUUAACUUUGAGAAGAGCUCUAUCUUCUUUGGUCAGAAGUGCCCGGCAAGGUUGAAAGGUAAACUGGUACAUAUUUUGGGGGUCUGGCAAAAUGAGAAGUUUGGAAAAUACUUAGGGUUAAAUGCAGAUUUUGGUGCUUCUAAACGAGCGGUGUUUGAAACGGUGCGUAGUAGGAUUGCUUCUAAACUUUUGGGAUGGUCGGAGCAAUAUUUAUCUCCUGCUGGCAAAGAGGUUCUCAUUAAGGCGGUGGCUAUGGCUAUGCCGAAUUACUCUAUGUCAUGUUUUAAACUCCCAGUCAGUUUGUGCAAGGAGAUAGAAAGAGAUAUUGCUAAUUUUUUGUGGAAGGGGCAGAAGGAUCAUAGAGGGAUUCAUUGGGUGAGUUGGCAGAGAUUAUGUCAAUUUAAGAAGGCAGGGGGGUUGGGCUUUCGAGACCUCCUCUGCUUUUAUCUUGCUAUGCUGGCGAAGAUUGGCUGGAGGAUCCUUCAGAAUCCGGAGUCCUUGCUAGCCCGGCUCUUACAUGAGAAAUAUUACUUCGAAUAUGAUUUUAUGCAUGUUGUAUGUGGUCGGAAGGUCUCGUGGGGUUGGAAAGGUAUUUUGCAAGGCCGCAGGAUUUUGGAGGCUGGUCUACGGUGGCGUGUCGAAAAUGGGGAGUGCAUUCGAAUUCUUCCGGACCGUUGGUUGGCCACCCCGUAUAUUUCCAUGGUGCAUUCCCGACAUCCUGACAUGCCUUUGAUGGUGUCUGAGCUCAUUGAUAUGACUCUGAGGUCCUGGAAUAUGGAGCUGGUGGAUCGUUGCUUUAAUCUUCUUGAAGCAAAAUGCAUUUCUACCACACCUAUUAGCAUAUGGGGGUGUCCAGAUAAGUAG